Messenger RNA from Aaosphaeria arxii CBS 175.79, 1029 nucleotides. Its product is annotated as peroxisomal biogenesis factor 11. Bases 58 to 762 code for a protein of 234 amino acids. Gene Ontology annotation, cellular component: peroxisomal membrane. The transcript has 3 exons. Gene Ontology annotation, biological process: regulation of peroxisome size; peroxisome fission. The record is from RefSeq and is a predicted model, not a curated record. NCBI's taxonomy places the organism in Eukaryota, Fungi, Ascomycota, Dothideomycetes, Pleosporales.
GGUUCGCCUUCGAGAUUCAUACUUUCCUUAAUAUUCGGGGAUAAAGAAGCAGACAAAAUGGUCGCCGACGCACUCAUUUACCAUCCAACGGUGUCGCAUUACCUCAAGUUUGUCGCAACCACCACUGGUCGCGAUAAGGUCCUCCGAACUCUCCAAUACUUUUCUCGUUUCCUCGCAUGGUACCUCUACCGUACCAACCACCCAGCAUCAUCCAUCGCACCCUUUGAGGCGACCAAGAAGCAGUUCGGUGUUGCGCGCAAGCUCUUGCGCGUGGGCAAGUUCGUCGAGCACCUCAAGGCUGCGGCGAUCGCCACCGAUGCGAAGACCCUCGACCCCAUUGUGAGGUUUACCACAGUUGCAAGGCAGCUUGGAUAUGCUGGAUACAUGUUCUUUGACAAUGUGACGGUGCUCCACGCAGCCAACAUCCGCACUUUCAGCACCGCCCAGCGCCUCGUCCGAGAAGGCUACCGUGCCUGGUUCACCGGUAUCUCCUUCUCCAUCAUUUCCUCCCUCUACAGCUUGUACAAGCUCCGCGAGCGCGCCGCCCAGAUUUCCGAGAAGGACGGCGAGGGCGCAGUCGAGAAGAAGAAGGUCCAGAAAGAGGCCAAUGCCCUCAGGAUUCAGUUGCUCAGCGACUUGUGCGACAUCACCAUCCCGGGAACCACCCUCGGCUGGUUCAACCUCGACGAUGGUGCUGUCGGAUUGGCAGGCACCCUCAGCUCGCUUUUGGGCGUUUACUCCCAAUGGAAAAAGACUGCUUAAAUUGGAUUCUGGCAAACUCCCUUCAUCUAAUGUCAAUCUACAAGGCACUGGACCGUAAGAAGUGGAAUGUUCAUAUUCGGGUAAAUAUUGCAAUAUUGGACUAAAAAUGGGCUUCCUAGUUGAGUCAAUUUCUCGAUGCUUUUGGUUCGAGUCAAGCUUGCUGCUAUCGUCUGCCGCGUCUCUUUGACUGGCGCUUCUGUUCUUCGCCUUCUAUACUGCUUCGGCAAAUUUCCUAUGUACUUCAAUAUCAACAAACUUACUACCUCA